AUGGGUAGUAGCUUUUACCACAAUAUCUGUUCCCUCUUAGUCGUCGUUCUAGCAAGUACUCAGCUUGCUAUUGGAGAGCCAACUGAUCCAACAGAUGGAUUUGUUGAACUCCCAUUUAAUACAUCCUUUUAUCACAUCCAGAAGCCAUAUGAUAUCCCUGUAGACCAACGAUACAGCUUCAUUGAUGGAAUUCACAAGCUCUGGGUCUACUCCACUGACAAGCCUUUAGCUAAGAAUAGUCCUACAAAUUCUCGUACAGAAAUUAUAAUCCAAGGUUAUAAUUACUCUUCGGGGAUUUGGCAAUUUGAAGGAUAUGGAUUUGUUCCCAAUGGAACUUCUGGUGUUUGCAUCAUGCAAGUCUUUGGAGCAAGCCCUCAUGCCACAACUCUAAUGCUCAGACUUUUCAAUGGAACCCUUUCAUACUAUAGAGCUCCUGUCCUAGUUUCAAACAUCUAUGAUAGGUGGUUUCGUCUCAAUGUAAUUCACGAUGCAGAUGCUAGCAAAGUGACGGUUUACAUUGAUGGGGUUCAAGUGAUUGAAGCACCUGGAAGAGGUGGAAAAUAUCAUUAUUUCAAGUGUGGAGUAUAUUCACAACCUGAUGCUUCUUACUACAUGGAAUCUAGGUGGAAAGGAAUCAAAAUCCUAAAAAAAAUGUAA
Coffea eugenioides is the source of this 657-nucleotide messenger RNA. Its product is annotated as citrate-binding protein-like. The transcript is spliced from 2 exons. The record is from RefSeq and is a predicted model, not a curated record. Lineage: Eukaryota; Viridiplantae; Streptophyta; Magnoliopsida; Gentianales; Rubiaceae. The coding region runs from base 1 to 657 and encodes 218 amino acids.